AAAUAUAUUAUUCUUCACGCCUUCCAUGCUGCAGUGAAAGGGUAGAGAGAGAAAGAAGGAAGGAAGGAAGGAAGAAAGUGAGAAUGGAAAGCGGAAUGAUAUCUGUAGAUAAAUGGAGUUACGGCAGCCAGGCCUACUUCUUAACCCACCUCCACGCCGAUCACACCGCCGGACUUUCCUCCACCUGGAACCGCGGCCCUCUCUUCUGCUCUCGCCUCACCGCCAAGCUCUUCCCCUGCAAAUUCCCCUCCUUCAACCUCUUCCUCCUCCGCGUACUCGACAUCGGCUCUUGGUUUUCUCUUUCCUUCACCUCCCCUUCUUCUGGCUCCCCCACCACUAUCUAUGUCAAAGCCAUUGACGCUCAGCACUGCCCCGGUUCUGUUAUGUACUUGUUUCGUGGUGAUUUUGGCUGUAUGCUUUUCACUGGCGAUUUUCGAUGGGAAGUAACUGGUAGUGGAGUGGAAAAUCGAAGGGCUAUGUUACUUGAUGCUCUCAAGAACGAGACACUUGAUACUUUGCACCUCGAUAAUACUUAUUGCAAUCCAAAAUACUCUUUUCCUUCCCGUGAAGUUGCUGCCAGAGAGGUUGUUGAUAUCAUUUCGUCUCAUCCAAAACAUGACGUUGUUAUUGCGAUAGAUUCUUUGGGGAAAGAAGAUCUUCUGCUCCACAUAUCACGUGAACUGGACAUAAAGAUUUGGGUUUGGCCGGAGCGAUUGCAGAUCAUGCAUCUUCUCGGAUUCCACGAGCAUUUCACCACACAAACCUCUCUUACUAGAGUUCGGGCGGUCCCACGUUAUAGUUUUAGCAUCGAAACUCUCGAAGCGCUGAACACAAUCCGCCCAACCAUAGGGAUAAUGCCAUCUGGACUUCCGUGGGCUACUGAACAAAAUGGCAAUCCUUUCAGCUCUUCCGAGUACAUAUUUGUAGUUCCAUAUUCCGAUCACUCGUGCUUUUCUGAGAUACAAGAAUUCAUCGAGCUUCUCCGACCAAUCAAGAUCAAAGGAAUAGUAUCUUCUUCUUCGUGUUGUAUUGACCCUUGUUAUUACUUUGACCACCUUUGUGGGACCCAGCAAGCAAUCUGGAGGAUUCAAGCGAAGAUUGAAAAUGAUGAGGGAGUUGAUACAUCAGUUGAGGCUGCUGAAAUAAAAUCAUCAGCAGCAAAAGAAACAAAAGAAGAAGAAGAAAGUUCGACUGUUGUAGGAAGGAAAAGAAGGCGUAUUCUUGAUCAGGUCGAUUUUUUCGGUAUACGUGUAAGUAGGGUUAGCUUGUUGAGGAGGCUGUGCCGUGGCGGCGUUAGACUUGCAGAUACUGAAUGAAUUGGGAAAUUAUCUCUCAGUUGUAAUUAACAUCUCUCUUCCGCUUUAGAAAUGUACAAAUGGAAGAAGACUUGCUGAUAUAUAUAUAAUUAGUUCUAAUUAAAAUCAUAUGAGCUUUAUGUAAUUCUGCGACUGGUUCGUUUUAUUUUCGUUGGAAUCUAUCCUUGGUAGAUAGUCAUGGUAGUCUUAA
This is a messenger RNA of Erythranthe guttata (spotted monkey flower), 1506 nucleotides long. RefSeq lists its product as uncharacterized. The record is from RefSeq and is a predicted model, not a curated record. Gene Ontology annotation, biological process: interstrand cross-link repair; double-strand break repair via nonhomologous end joining. Lineage: Eukaryota; Viridiplantae; Streptophyta; Magnoliopsida; Lamiales; Phrymaceae. Gene Ontology annotation, molecular function: 5'-3' DNA exonuclease activity; damaged DNA binding.